AUACUAUAACAGGAUACUACAUUCUUACAAGUUACAUCUACAUCCCCAGCUCAACCUAUUAGUUUUUCUUUUACAAACAAUCAAUCUCAAUUUUUAAUUUUGUACGGACAUUGAGAUUUUGAGUGAAAAACGAAUAAAGUUCGGUCAUCACUUUGCGAGAAUUUGAUCAUGUACAACUCUAGAGAAAUGGAUAGUCUUCUGUUUUCAUCGAAUUUCAGGUUCGCAACAGCAGCAGAAUUUACGAAACCUAAAGAUUUAAUGCAUUCGGAGCUGAAAAAUUACAGAAGCCGUGAUUUCGAAACGACGGGACAGAGGAAGGAAGAAGAGCAGAGCAGUGACUGUUUCUUGGAGGCUCUUUGUGCUGAUACUGUUGGUGGACAACCUGGUAGGGCUGAUUACUUGGACAUGAAGGCUUCGAAUAUCGAGGAGGUGGAUUUUAAUGCGAGGUUUGGCGCUGGUGAUUCUAAGGUCAAUGGAGGCGAGAAGGAAGUUGUGGCGGAUUCUGGUUAUUUGGUUGCUUGUGGUGCGGGGAAUAUGUAUAGUGAUAAUAUGAGUCAAGUGAAGAGUCAGAAGAGUAUUAGUAGUUCGAAUUGCUCGAAUUUGAUUCGACAUAGCAGUUCUCCUGCUGGAUUUUUCGCAAAUUUAGCUGAUGAAAUUGGAUUCACUGAGACGAACGAUGUUGGAAAUUUCAGAUCUGGUAGGGAGACUAAUACAGAAUUGAAUUUCAAAUCCGGUAGGCUGGGCGAUUAUAUUGACAUCUCAUCUAAACGGUCUUCUCACUCGAGGUUUAUGCCUCAGAUUGCUGAAAGUUUAGAUGAGAAAAUUGAAAUUAGUGAUGGGUACUUGGCCAAUGGACAGCAUGGAGGAGAUUCAAAUAGGCUUUACGUCCCCAAUUUACAGAAUGAUUCUACCUGCAACAGCUUAAAAAGGUACAGAGAUGGUGAAGGGAAGAUGUUAGCCGAUAUGAACGCAAUGGAUACACCGAAUGAUGAUCCGAAGCAUUACACUUCUGGUUUACUUCACCAGCUGAGCUUGCCAAACACUUUUGCUGAAAUAACAACGAUGGAGAACUUUGUGAACUUUCAACAAGACUCCACUCCUUGUAAGAUCCGCGCCAAAAGAGGCUUCGCCACUCAUCCACGAAGCAUUGCAGAGAGGGUGAGACGAACACGGAUAAGUGCCCGAAUGAAGAAGCUCCAAGAUCUUUUCCCCAACAUGGACAAGCAAGCAAAUACAGCUGAUAUGCUAGACUUGGCCGUUGUCUACAUCAAGGACCUCCAAAAAGAAGUGCAGACUCUGAACGAGACUCGGGCCAAGUGUACAUGUCCGAGUAUCCGAAAAUGAAGCCUGAGCACCUCUCAUCACUCAUAGUCCAUUAGAUACCAGAAGAAUAUGGAUUGUAAAAAACAGAACCAGAUGGUUUCAAUUAAUAAUGUAACUUCCAUAAGUUGUUUUGCUUACUCGAGAUAUUGAUUCGAUAUAAAUAAAGAGAAUAUCCACCAAAAUCUUUAUAUAAUUA
Molecule: messenger RNA, 1519 nt
Organism: Daucus carota subsp. sativus
Lineage: Eukaryota; Viridiplantae; Streptophyta; Magnoliopsida; Apiales; Apiaceae
Product: transcription factor bHLH130
Exons: 6
Coding region: 169-1344 (391 amino acids)
Biological process (GO): regulation of transcription by RNA polymerase II
Cellular component (GO): nucleus
Molecular function (GO): DNA-binding transcription factor activity, RNA polymerase II-specific; protein dimerization activity; RNA polymerase II cis-regulatory region sequence-specific DNA binding
Source: RefSeq, a predicted model, not a curated record